Yamadazyma tenuis ATCC 10573 is the source of this 1647-nucleotide messenger RNA. RefSeq names its product glycogenin glucosyltransferase (gene GLG1). Gene Ontology annotation, molecular function: glycosyltransferase activity. The record is from RefSeq and is a predicted model, not a curated record. Gene Ontology annotation, cellular component: cytoplasm. Lineage: Eukaryota; Fungi; Ascomycota; Pichiomycetes; Serinales; Debaryomycetaceae.
GCAAUACACCCACCAAACUUCCACCAAAGUACCCUAUGACGAUCGCCAUAGCCACCUUGCUAUAUGACACCAGCUACUUACCGGGGGCUCUUUUGCUCGGGUCAAUCUUAAGGGAUAUGAUUCCUUUACAUCCCUUGGACAUUUCAUUAGCCAUUCUUACCGAUAAGCUGAUUUUUACCAGUGAACAACUUGGGCUCUUACAAGAGAUAUACCACCAAAUCAUCGACAUUCCUCUCCUUGACACUCACUUGACCCAUAAACUUGUGCACGACUUGCAAAGACCUGAAUUGGGUAAGACAUUCUCCAAAGUCCAUUUAUGGUCCCUUGAGUACGAUAAGGUGUUAUACUUGGACGCUGAUACUUUACCCAACCCCCAUUCUAAUCUCUUGGACUUGUUAAAGUUGGAGUUCCACGAUAGCAAGAUUCUUGCUAGUCCCGACUCGGGGUUCCCCGAUGUUUUCAAUUCGGGAAUGUUUGUUAUUAAACCCAACAAGAGAGACUACAGUAACCUUGUGCAGUUGAUCCAGUCAGGAGGAGACGUCUCGUUCGACGGGGCUGACCAGGGGUUGUUGAAUCAGUACUUUAAUCAGAAUCCCGACUGGGUUGCCCUGGUGGUGGACUCAAACAACACUGAGGUUUCUACUAGUGCCAGUACCAGUGCCAGUACCAGCACCAACAAUUGGAUUAGCCUCCCCUUCUUGUACAAUGUGACUCCCAACACCCAGUACCAGUAUGCGCCGGCGUAUCACUAUUUUUCUGGGGCGUUGGCUCCGUUCCAAACCGAACCAAUUGGACCACCAUUACCUGAGUCCACGCAAGAGCCCGCCCAAGUCUCUGCCCAGUCGUUAUACGGCAACACGGCCCUGGCACACUACGGUCAACACGUCAAGUUGAUUCACUAUAUCGGCCCUCAUAAGCCGUGGAAGUACCCAUACAACGCAUCGCACGCUGAAUGGUGGGCUUUAUGGCACAAAUACUUUGGUACUGCGACGUUGGCCAUUUUAGACGGGCACCCCCAGGACAAGCACUACACCACCAAAGACUCGUUGUGGGACGCUGGUAGACUGUCGCCUCCCAAGAGUACCUCGGGUGCGUUUGGCUCGAUUCCCAACUAUGGGAAUUCAUGGGACGACAAGAGGAAGAAGAAGAAGUCGAUUCUCAAGUCCGGCUCGGUACCCCCAGGCCCCUCCCGUCUUCGUCAUGUGACGGUCACGGAUGCUCAUUCAGAACUGGCACCUAAAGACUCGACUAAGCUCGUGAAUGAACGUGAGAAACAGUCGGUGUAUGGGUUCCAUCCUUUUCAACGACCUGAGAGACAGUUCGACCAGACCUACGACUAUGUCCCCACUCACUCAUUGAUUUCCAAGUUGAAAAAGACUCCUGAGGUUACCAAGGAACCUGCUGCUCCCACCACUACUACGCACGCCUACUCUCGAGCUGUCAACAUCGACAAAGUGUCUGAGAAGCUUGAACAGCUUGGAUUGGACUCGCAAUAGAACCCCCCUCGCCGCCGUAUAAGGUUUUGAAGAUGUUGGGAUCUAGUCCAAUAUACUUCAUGGCUAUAAUUUGUUUUUUGUUUUGUGUAUCAUUAUGAUUCUGCGUUCUUCUCAUCCAUACCAUAAUUGGUUUGUAAUACACGAUAUAACU